AUGCAUUUAUUUUUUUCAGAUGCUCCGUCGCCAAAAGAGUACGACAUCAAAUCUUUGGACACGAACUCAGUAGACGAAGACGAAAAAGAGCCAAGCGACGAUUUACUCCGCUUGGACGCGGAUUCGACUGAGUGCAGUAAUGACAUAGACGGGGCAACAACAGGAUGUGCAUCGCAGAGCAAGUUGACUUUGUACACGCCGGAAUAUUUGAGGAUAUUCGUUGCGGUUUCCAGUCUUGUGGGGCUGUUCAUUGGGUUUCUUUGUGGGUAUCUGGUGUCCCGGCGAUUUCACACCCAUCCGCAGUACCCUAAUCAGGCGUUUAUUGAACAGCACAACCAUCUAGAUCGUUGUACAUCAUCCAAACUUGGUGGAUGUCGAGAUGACUUUUCCACACAUGAAUUUAUCAAAAGUCCAAAUCCAACAGACUCACUGUGAAUCAGAAUAGUUUUUUAGCCCCGCGAAACAAGACGGUGAAUCUUGACGUCCUGAACGUUUCGACGGAUUCACUGCCACCAAAAAAGGACAACCUUGGCUCUUUGAAGAAUUUGAACAUAACAAAUGAAGGUACACUGCAGAAGAUCAAGAAAACUUAUAUCUGAAUGCGUUUCGCGAGAUUCCAGUAUUUGCAGUAAGAACUCUCAGAUUAUAACUUUUUUCUCGAAUAUCUCUAUUUGCACGGUCAUCAAGUCAGAUUCAGGAAGUUUUUCACGGAAGCACUUCAAUCCAGGACAGAGCUCUGAAUAGAGUUUACUCUCUCCGAAUCAGUGUCCCUAAGGAAUUUAAUACAGAUUCGUUCUACGAAUAUUAUUAUGAGAAACAAUAAUAUUUGGCGAACCAAAUCUGUUCAACUUUCGUCUUCAUCAAGCUCCAAAUCUGGCAUCAGGUAUGAUGUGGCCAAAGAAUACAGAGGAACCAUUUGAAUGUGCACUCGCGAAAAUUCCUUUGAUCUUAUGGCACUGGGACAAGAUUUCCCUCCUUUGUUUUGCAUCCAUUGACGCAGCACCAACUGCCACCAAUCUACUCCCUGGGUAGUUAUAGUACAAGAAGUAUCUUCGCAUCUGCCUAGAAAAAUAUUUUGAUUGUUUUUUCGCAUAAGUUCAUUCAAAAAAGACCCCUUUUAAUGAACCUGCACGUUGCCAGUUCUUCUUUUGACAACUCUGUAUUCUUUGGAUGUGACAAACAUAAAACAUCUUGCUUUUUUUACCUAUUUGGAUGAUGUGAAACAUUUUUCACAACCCCAAGAAACUGUUCGGUUUUUAUGUGGAUGUAGAAAUAAUUUGAAUAUGAAUAAAGUUGUGCCAAUUCCGUUGGACUCCCCGAUGUUGUGAUAUGUACGCACCCAAGAAACUCGAGUUUUAACUUGAUGAACGUGCAACAUAAAAUAUUUUCAUACAGAAAGACCUAAUGCGUAUGUCUUUUGAUGAAUAUUUUUGUACCUGCUAUAUAAUUAUAGACUGCCUUUAUGCUAUUCUACCGAGUUGAUAGAAGAAUGUUAUUCAGAAGCUACCCCUGUUGGCUUUAAUUUUUCUUUCUCAAGCUCAAUGUAAUAUUUUUAUAAUAGCUCACGUUUUUAUUUUGAUAUACUGAUCUUUGAAUGUGAGAGCACACUUUUGCUAUAAAACGAUAAAACGUUAACCAUUUGAUGUAUCUUAUGUACAGGGUGGGGCAGAAAGACUUUCCCGAUUUGGACAGCCGAUAAAAACUGAACUAAUCAAGAUAUAGAAAAAAAACUUAUUUUUUUAUAGGCAUUUAUAGUGCCAUUUUAAGUCAAUGCGUCUUGAAAAUGAUAUCACUCAAGUCCAUUGUUGAGUGAGUGAACCUCUUCCGAUAGUUUUCCAUCACUCUGCAGAUCAUGUCAGGCGGAAUGGCAGCAGUUUCCUGGAAUUGUUUUCUCCUUGAGAGCGUCUAGAGUUUGAGGGCGAUGUUGGUACACUUGUUCCUUUAGGUAGCCCCAAAAAAAAUCACAUGAGGUCAAAUGCGGUGAGUACGGAGGCCACCCGAUGUCGCAGCGCAAAGAAUAAAGAUGUGUCCAGGAAACAUUUCUCGCAGAAGUGCCAUACAUGUUCUUGUCCAUGCUCAUUGACAAAAGCAGCCACUCCGGGCCGUAUAAAGCUCUCUAGCAUCACAUAACAUCGAUCUGCGUUCACUCUAACAGUUCCAUUCAACAAAAUAUGGACUCCCACACACCAGAUUCAGAAAUGGCACACCAGACUGCAACCUUAGGUCUAUAAAGUGGCCACUCGUGCAGUUCUCAAGGGUUAUUUUCAGACCAAUACCUGCAGUUUUGUUUGUUGACUUCGCCAGAAAGCUGGAAAUGGGCAACACCACUGAAGAUCAAAACGUCCAUGCGAGGAAUAUUGCGAAGUUGGCACAAAAUGGUACGGGUUUCACGGUCUUUUUCACGCAACUCCUGUGCAAUGGCAAUUUUAUAGGGAUGCAUAUCAAGAUCCCGGUGUAGGAUUCUCCGAACACUCCGAUUUGAUAAUCGCAAAGCAGUGCUUACGUGCAGAGCUGCUGAAUUGACGCUCUCACAGCUGCCACAUUUGCUGGCCCUGUUGCUGUUCGAGGUCGACCAGGAGAUUUUCUUUUUAAUGCCGAUCCUGCUUCUAGAAAGUUCGACACCCAUUUAACACUUGUCUACUAUCGGGAACCAGACCAUGUCGCCCGAGCUGGAAGUGAAUGCCAUUAUUGGCGAACCUCCAUUUCGAAUAAACCAAGCCAUGGCUGACACUAAAAAAGUGGAAUAGACGAGAUAUAUACUCUUCUGCGCUGUACCCCCUAUUGGCGUAGCUAGACGGUUUCCAAAUCGGGGAGGCCUUUCUGCCCGACCCGUAGAAUGAUUCAUUUUGCAGUAAUUGGUACAUCUGCAAGCGCUUUUAAUGGCUCAUACUUUGUUUCUACAGGAGUGUGCUCUCAAUUUGGAGAUCAAUUUACGUUUUACUUACGUUUUAGUACUACUUAUACGGAAUCAAAAAUGAAUUUGCUUUAGCAGCUAAUUUUGCAAUAGAGAAAGAAAAUAAUGUGUAAUUAUUGUUUUAAGUGUUUAUGUGAUAAGUAGCUAUACACGAGGCGGAACGACACAGUCUCUCGAUUGAACUUUUAUAAAAAAGAUAAAAUUUAUAAAUGUUGAGAACCAAUGAGUUAUAACCGAUGGGUUCUAACUCAUUAUAUUAUAUAAAAAGGCCAAGAUUAAAUCUUCCACAAAUGUGAAUUUAGUAAUAAACACAGUCUUUAACAAAAGAGUAGUUAUACACGGUCCGGCACAAAGGUCGGACGGUUUUUAAAAAAUCACAGAAUCGGUAAUUUGUAGUCGAAAACAAAUUUAUUGACGGAUUCGGGUUCACAAUGAAACAGCGUUUGUAAUUAAUUGUGGAAAAUCACAUCAGUCAUGUGGUGGCCGUUUUUGACGAUGCAUUGCUGGAGGCGUUCUUAAAAGUUCGCGUAGACUCUCUCCAACAUCGUUCUCUCAACUUGGGCGCCUUCCACGCGAAUUGCCUCCUUCAUCUCGUUCAGAGUUCGGAUCUUGUGUUUGUAUACACGAGCCUUGAGGUGGCCCCAUAGGAAAAACUCGCAUAUGGAUAAAUCUGAGGACCGAGAAGGCCAAUUAACAUCACCGCGAAACCUCGAAAUAAGGCGACCACUAAUGAGAGGGCAAGUAACGUUCAUAGUAGCUCUGGUGGUGUGGGCGGUCGCCCCAUCCUGUUGGAAUCACACAUGUCGCAAUGGAACCGCCUUCGAAGUAGAUUUUAACCAUGCCAUUAAGAUGAAAGUGAGUUUCAUAACUCAUGAACAAAAUGAGGUUCUCAAGUUCAUGCAUGCAUAGUCUCCAGGCUGCAACUGUUGCACAAUGGCAAAUUUGUAGUUGUGAAAGUGGACUUCCAUAUGCAAAAUACGCCUAACCGAACGAUCACUGAGGCGAACUUCAGCAGCAGGUGGCCGAGCAGAUCGAACCGGGCUGCGCAGGAGGGCUUGUCCAACGCGUUCCACAUUAUCAGGGGUUCGAACCGUUCGCGGAGCUCCUGGUCUUUUGUUGAUCAGUACACCACGUGUGCGAACCACCAACGAAGGAUGGUGUUUCGAGAAGGAACAGCUCGAUUCCGAUGAAUAUUAAAGUGGCGACGAAACUCUCGCUGUAGAGCCGUGAUAGACUGAUUAUGGCCGUCCAUUGCUCCAUAAUGUCUACUGGCCAAAAUGCUAGCAACGUCCGAGUCGAACGGCACUCUCCCCACUACUCUCGCCCAAAUAGGCGGAGAGUGCUAGCCAUUUCAAAAAUAUCCGUUCUUUAUGCGGGACCCUGUAUAAAGAGAAUAAAGAGUAUAAUACUUUUCUAUAAAACGUACUAUGAAGCAACCGUAAAGGAGUCGAAAUGUGUUUUGUUAUAAGUUGCGUGAUAUAUUUAAAUCUCACUAGAAAAUUGUCCUUAGUUAUUGGAGGAUUGAAGCAAAGGGUGGUCGCCUCCCCCAUAUAUUUCUGAUUAAAGCAUUUUAUGAACAUACUGUAUUGUUUCUUUCCACUAUGUUAUGACAGUGGUAGUAUUUUCAUUUGUUGCUGAUUUUUGAGAGUAAGUCACUCAUUUUCUACUCGUGUGUUGGCGUAAAAUUGCGCAAAAUGUUUAUAGGAUGAUUAAUAUCUUGGUCUACAAUUUUAUAAUACCCGUUUUACAUCAAUUUCUCCACCAAUUUAUUCAGAUGAUUUUCUUUCUUCAAGAUCAUCCUGCUUAUGCUUAUGCUUUUGCGGUGUUUUACAUCAAUGGACAAACUCGAUUAUCUGUCAGUAUUCAGUGCUGCCAACCACACAACAAAUUCAUGCUAGAAACAUGUUGAGCUUAUAUGUCUACUAUGGUUUUGAGGCGAGUCUCAUAAACAGAAACCUGAAUGCAGUAGUUCUAUACUUGAAAUUUGUUCCAAAUAAUGGAAGGGAAAACAAGUUCUAAUUUCGUGAAGAGAUCCACGAAUAUCAUGGAUUUAUUUGACGUCAAAUUUCUGUUUGACAUUUUUGAAAUUUAUCCGUGAAUAAAUCCACGGAAAUACAAUGUAAAACGGGUAUAAGAAAUUUUAAAUGUAAAUACUUUUUAGUCUUCGGUGAUGUAAAGAUUUUAAUACGCAUGUAUUCAGUUUUUCGGAUUACAUAGAAAUGCCAAAAAUUGUAACAAUUUUUAAUAUACAUUAGGUUUCUAGGUUCUUUUUGUUAUACGAUUUGUACCAUUUUAAGUUGUAUACAGGAUGUUUCACAAUCCAGGCAUGCAAAGAAUAAUAACCAACCUUAUUGAAAAUCCUGUUAGUCACUUCUUAUGACGGUUCAGCAUGAAAAAAAGUGAAAAUGAUUGUAAAUAAAAUCUCUAUCUCGGUAGUUUUUUUAGUGAUCUGAUCACGGUAUACAGUCAUUGAUCAGCCAAAACAUGAACUUUGCAACAUCCUGUACAUCAUUAGUAGCUGAAUAGUGUAUCCAAAACUCGGAUACUGAAAGAUUGAUGGAUCUUUGGUACAACACUCAACCCCUUAAUAGAGCUUUCAUAUAACAUAUGUUUUCAUUAUAAGUAGUCCUCAUGAUUGUACGAUUAAGUAUAACAGUUUGGUUAGCGCUCAAUAGUAGUAAUUGUACAUAGUAUUUCUUUUUUUAGUUUUUCACAUUAAUUUAUGUUUGGCUGUGAAUUUCUAAAAAAAAUUAUCAAUCGGUUAAGGCACGAUAUCCUCUAUAACCGACGAAAUUAUAUAAUGCUGACUUGUACAAAAAAAACUAAAAUACUCUUCAAUAAGCACUAGAGUUACUAAAUGUCUAUCUGUCUAUUAAUUUUUAAUGUAUUUAAUAUAGAUGAUGUUACA
This is a messenger RNA of Acanthoscelides obtectus, 5822 nucleotides long. The record is from the annotation of a GenBank genome assembly. Lineage: Eukaryota; Metazoa; Arthropoda; Insecta; Coleoptera; Chrysomelidae.